AACUUAUUAGCAUUAUUAAAUAGUGGAGUAGAUUUGUAUACUGUUGAAUCUGUAACUGAUCCCAGCCAUCCAAAGUUUGCAAAUCGAAUAUAUUUUAAAUCAUCACAAACUAAUUGCACUGUCAAAGCAUAUC
Messenger RNA from Dentiscutata erythropus, 133 nucleotides. The record is from the annotation of a GenBank genome assembly. Lineage: Eukaryota; Fungi; Glomeromycota; Glomeromycetes; Diversisporales; Gigasporaceae.